AUGGUUCAAGGAAGUGCCGUUUACUGCACUCUUCUACUGAGUGAUCACUAUCUCCCAGGCGCCACCGUUCUUGCUCAUUCUCUCCGCGACAAUGGCUCCAAAGCUAAGCUGGUUGCUCUGUUCACCCCGGACAGCUUGCAGCCAGCAACAAUCCAGGAACUUCAGGCUGUCUAUGAUGAACUAAUCCCCGUGCACCCUCUGACAAACAUCACUCCAGCGAACCUCUGGCUCAUGGAUCGGCCGGACUUGAUUGCAACCUUCACAAAGAUCGAGCUCUGGCGUCAAACACAGUACAAGCGCAUAGUCUACAUUGAUUGUGAUGUGGUCGCACUCAGAGCGCCCGAUGAACUCCUAGAGUUGGACGUGGAUUUCGCAGCGGUUCCAGAUGUAGGCUGGCCGGAUUGCUUCAACAGCGGUGUUAUGGUGCUCCGUCCUAAUUUACAGGAUUAUCUUGCUCUUAGAGCAUUGGCAGAGCGAGGUAUCAGUUUCGAUGGCGCUGAUCAGGGUCUUUUGAACAUGCACUUUCGCGAUUGGCACAGACUGAGCUUUUCGUACAAUUGCACACCUAGUGCGAACUACCAGUAUAUCCCCGCCUACAAGCAUUUUCAAAGUACGAUCAGCAUGAUUCAUUUCAUUGGUGCUCAGAAACCCUGGAAUAUGGCGAGGCAGGUGGAACCAAUUCAAUCUCCCUACAAUCAGUUGCUGGGAAGAUGGUGGGCUGUCUACGAUAGGCACUAUCGUCCUGUUGUGACUACGAAUCCAAUCCAGCUACCUAAGCCUGUGCCUACAAUUCAGGUGGAAACCCCACAUCAGGAUUUCUAUGGGGGUCACCAGGAGGAUGUACAGCCGCCGCCGCCGCACAGAGAGUAUACGGAGUAUGUGUCUCAUGAGCAAGCUCAAGAAACACACUUCGAACCGUCGUCGCAAGCGCAAUACGAACACCCGCAAGAACAUCAACAGAUUUCUCACCAGGACUUCGCGCCGUUCCAGCCAGCUCAGCCACCAACUCAACCACCAGCAUCGGCACCAAGCUACCCUACACAAGUUGCGCACGAGGCUCCACAGGUGCAUCAAACGCAUGAGACUUACCAAGCACAUCCUCAACAGAGUGUGGCAGCACCAGCUCCUGAACCUACGCCUGUAGCAGGCUCAAGCAUACCCACCAAGCACGAGCAACGACAGGAACAGCGUGCGGUUGAGAGUGCACAAGCACCAAUCAUAAGUGCUGUUCCGCGGUAUGUUCGUGGGGAAGAGCAUGUCACGGCAUACAUACACCCUCAAUCAGGCGAGACAUCAUUUGUAGCCCAUAGCGAGCCGCAAUCGCGUGCACAUGAACCUAGCGUGCCAUCGCAUAUACAAACACCUCAGCCACAGUCACAAUAUUUCCAGCACGAAUACCAUCAGCAGCCUACAGAGCCAGCCAAUGUGUCUGAAGAGCAGCCACCUGCACCGCCAUCUCCGAAACCUGAAGUACAGACUACGUUUGAGCCGCCCAAGGCAGAAUGGGAUGCAUCCAAGGAACCUCCGCCACUGAACACGAAGCCAGAAGGUAUCGCUUUGGAGAAGAAGACCUACGCCAUGUCGCAGGAUGAGCAGCUCUUCCAGCCUCCAGAAUCCUAUCCGGAAGCACCAAAGAACAUGUACUAUGAAGUCCCAAGCACCAAGCCGGAGCCCGAAAAGCUUGCCCAGGUAUUUCCCUGGGAGACUCGUGCGCCUAGACCAACGCGUGUGUUCCCAGAAGACGACCAGAGCUCAACUACAUUUACCCUUCCAAGAUCAUUCGUUGAAAGCACGGAAGACGAGUCUGGCCCGUCACCUGAUUCUCGAGUGACAUCCUGGACAUCUGAAGAUCCAACUGAAUCCUGGGACUCUUACACGCGGUCUAAUGCUUGGGACGAAAUCCCGGAGAUCCAAAGAUACAUCCAAUCCAUACAACAAGCCCGCAAAGGCAAGGUGCAGGUGCUCACCGGCGGCCCAUCCAGCACAGGACAGAGCCUAGUAUCCGGCCAAGAAAGAUACACUUUCAGCUGGUCCAACAAUACACGGGUGACAGACUUUCCCAGCGAGCAAGAACGGCCUAGCCUCCCCGUAACCCCCGCACCUAUUCGCAGAAAGCCCCCUAUCCCAGGUGAAGAAGACUCCGACACAGGCCUACUUCCGCCCGCACACGGUGUGCCGAACCAGGAGGACUGGAACCCUACAGUCGGCCUCGAGGACCUUCGUCGACGUCAGUCCGAAGUGUUGGAAAAUCCAGAUUUGCUGUUUGAGCGGAUCUUGAUGCGCUCAUCGGCUGCUUCUGGUCAUGCUUGA
Messenger RNA from Aspergillus tubingensis, 2310 nucleotides. Its product is annotated as glycogenin. Gene Ontology annotation, cellular component: cytoplasm. The coding region runs from base 1 to 2310 and encodes 769 amino acids. Lineage: Eukaryota; Fungi; Ascomycota; Eurotiomycetes; Eurotiales; Aspergillaceae. Gene Ontology annotation, molecular function: glycosyltransferase activity. The record is from RefSeq and is a predicted model, not a curated record. The transcript has 7 exons.